Molecule: messenger RNA, 1827 nt
Organism: Tribolium castaneum (red flour beetle)
Lineage: Eukaryota; Metazoa; Arthropoda; Insecta; Coleoptera; Tenebrionidae
Gene: Mettl3
Product: Methyltransferase like 3
Exons: 3
Coding region: 1-1623 (540 amino acids)
Cellular component (GO): nucleus; RNA N6-methyladenosine methyltransferase complex
Molecular function (GO): mRNA m(6)A methyltransferase activity; mRNA (2'-O-methyladenosine-N6-)-methyltransferase activity
Source: RefSeq, a predicted model, not a curated record
AUGUCGGACGCUUGGGAAGAGAUCCAAGCUAUCAAAAGCAAGCGGAACAUCCUGCGCGAACGCCUGGAAAAGCGCAAGAAGGAGCGGCAGGACAUCCUUGGUUCGAGUCUCAACUCGUCACCUGUGCACCUGUCCGACAGCCCCCAUGCGGGUGGUGUUGGGGGCGAAGAUGUUAAAAGACCAGAGGAGGGUGAAAUCGAUUUGGUGAAAAUCGACCCAGAGCUGGAGAAAGAGUUGUUGAAGGCGCUGAGCGAAGUCACUCUUCAGAUCCCCACAACUUCGACGGAAUUGGUCGAUUCGUUGAAAUUGACUUUGAAGCGACAUGCCUCACAUAAGGAAGUUUGCAAUUUGUUGCAAAAAUUCUCAACUCAGAAGUUGAUCACUAUCAAGGAUUUAGUCAAAGAGGGGAAGAACGUGGUCGAAGUGACUUUUAUCGAUGUGACUAAAGUUAACGCAAUGAUUGCGGAGUUUUUGCCUGAACGGGUGAGGGAAUCCCUGAAGCGGAAGCGAAACGACUCGGAGAAAAACGAAGACGAAGAGAAGAGGAAAAAAGAGAAGAAGGAACCAAAAGCUGACAUCAUGUCUUUACUAUCAAUGCCCUCAACGAAAGAAAAAGAGAGUAAAAAACUGGGCGAAGAAAUUCUAGAUCUGUUGAGUAAACCAACGGCCAAAGAGCGUUCGCUGGCCGAGCGCUUCAGGUCUCAAGGGGGCAAACAACUGAUGGAGUUUUGCCCCCAUGGGACUCGCGCCGACUGCGAACGAAACGGAAUCACAGACUGCAAAAAAUUGCAUUUUAAAAAAAUCAUACAAAAACACACUGACGAAGCUUUAGGGGAUUGUUCCUUCCUUAACACUUGUUUCCACAUGGACACUUGUAAAUACGUCCACUAUGAAGUCGAUCGCUGUGGGCAAACGGAGGGCGUAGCCCCGGCCGCCACCGCCGUCUCAGUGGCCCCAAAAGAAAGCACUACCUUGUACCCCCCGCAGUGGGUGCAGUGCGACCUGCGCUAUCUCGACAUGACUGUCUUAGGAAAAUUCGCCGUGAUAAUGGCGGACCCCCCCUGGGACAUCCACAUGGAGCUGCCCUAUGGGACCAUGUCCGACGACGAGAUGCGUCAGCUGGGGAUCCCCCAGCUGCAAGACGAGGGCCUGAUUUUCCUGUGGGUGACAGGCCGUGCCAUGGAGCUGGGCCGCGAGUGCCUCCAAUUGUGGGGCUACGAGCGCGUUGACGAAAUAAUCUGGGUGAAGACGAACCAAUUGCAGCGCAUUAUCAGGACGGGGCGCACCGGCCAUUGGCUGAACCACGGCAAGGAGCACUGUCUCGUGGGCAUGAAGGGCAACCCCCAGAACCUCAACCGGGGACUAGACUCGGACGUGAUCGUGGCCGAAGUGCGCGCCACGAGCCACAAACCGGACGAAAUCUACGGAAUGAUCGAGCGACUCUCGCCCGGGACGCGCAAAAUCGAGCUGUUCGGGCGCCCCCACAACAUCCAGCCCAACUGGAUCACUUUGGGGAACCAAGUGGACGGGAUCAAGCUGGUCGACGCAGAACUGAUCGAGAAUUUCAAGAAACGCUACCCCACGGGGAACUGUAUGGGGCCCCCCGGUGACACGACCCAUUAAUUUGUUUAUGUUUUGGUGGAGUGGUGGCGACUUUUUGCCUUAUUGACUGGUGGUUUAGUGUCUUUAAUCGCGUGGAGUUGGGGGGGCAUCAGCUGAUUUUGACAGAUGUCAGGUUUGACAAGAUGGCGCUUGGAAGUUUUACGAGUUUUUAGACAAAGGAUCGUUCGAUUUAAGAGAAAAAGAAUAAACAGUUUUGAUUUGUUG